CCAGGUUGACGCGGGGUCCGUGAAAACUGAGUUUUUCUCUUGCAGAUCGUACCAUUUGAAUAUUAGAAAACAAGAAACAUGUUGACCCUCUUCCAGAAUUUUUUUGCUUGUCUAAAAUUCUUAAUGAUUGGCAUCAAUGGCAUCAUAACUGUUGCUGGCUUUGUACUACUAGGAUUUGGGACCUGGGUCAAAGUUCAUACCUCUUCUGUUCUACAAAUCUUAGGAUCGGGCGCAUCACAUUUUUCCCAUGUUGGCUAUUUCCUUAUUGUUGCAGGUUGUUUACUUGCAUUCAUAGGGAUUAUUGGAUGCUGUGCUGCUGCCAGGGAGAACAAGCUACUUUUGUUACUGUUCUUCAUUGUCGUGCUAACGAUUUUCAUUGGGGAAAUAAUCUGUGUAGCUGUCGUCCUGGUGUUUCGGUCAAUUGGUUCAUGUUUAAUGAAAGAGGAGGCUUAUAGUUUGUUGAAGCACAACUAUACUGGAUAUGGUGAUGAAAAUAUUGCAAGUUAUGGAUGGGACACUGCCAUGAUCAGCUUUCAUUGCUGUGGCAUGAAUAAUCACACCGAUUUUAUUGGAUCAAAAUAUCAAAAGGUAACACAGCGCAAUUAUCCCAAGAGUUGCUGCAAAGAUCCUAAAUCUUCUAACUGUGAUGGAAAGGACACCUCAGAAGCUGUUAUCUAUCAAAAGGGCUGCCUCGAAUCCAUGAUUGCAAUGAUCAAAAGAAACAGUUCAGUUAUUGGUGGAGUUGCUAUUGGGAUCGGGGUAUUAGAGUUGAUAUCGUUGGUCAUUUCAUUGGCAUUAUUUAUCAACCUUUUCCAGAAGCAAACAGCUAUAACCGUUUGA
Molecule: messenger RNA, 840 nt
Organism: Callorhinchus milii (elephant shark)
Lineage: Eukaryota; Metazoa; Chordata; Chondrichthyes; Chimaeriformes; Callorhinchidae
Product: tetraspanin-16
Exons: 8
Coding region: 79-840 (253 amino acids)
Cellular component (GO): membrane
Source: RefSeq, a predicted model, not a curated record